UCGAUUGCUCGCGGAAUAAACAAUAUUCAAUUUGCGGAUGAGUGAAUUUGGCAUGCGAAAAAAAGCGCGGAUGAAUUAAUUGGUUCGCGUCCGGGUUUCCGUUUUCGGUAUAAAUAGAAUCUCGCCCGAAACGCUGCGUUUAGUAAUUAACAUGAUUUUUCCGUUAAUUAUGGUGGCCAACUUGGCGCUGAUCAACGCCGCGCCGAUGUUCCGUGACGAAAAUUUCUCCGAAUCUCACAGUGUAUCUUCGCAUAUGGGGCCUAUGGGGCAUUCUGUGGUCGAAAAAUCAGCAGUAUCAGAAAGCCAAAGCGUCGGAGCAGCCGGAGUAGAGAGCUUUUACGCUUCGGGUGGUAGCCAUUAUGUGAAAAAAGGAAUGGGGAUGGGAAUAGGAGGAAUUGGAAUUUAUUAAAAAUAAUAAUUAGUUAAUUUAAAUAAAGAAUUUACUGUUGUUUAUUAUAGCUAGAUGAAUUAAAUUAAAUCAGGUGGCA
Molecule: messenger RNA, 488 nt
Organism: Phyllotreta striolata
Lineage: Eukaryota; Metazoa; Arthropoda; Insecta; Coleoptera; Chrysomelidae
Source: the annotation of a GenBank genome assembly